GGGUCUUUCUUGAUUUGUUUAAUUCUGCAAGAUAGGCAUAAAAUAACAACGACGAAAUCAAAAGGGGACAACAUUGUUAAUUUUUUCUCCGAAUAUCGAACGUUGUCUUCGAAGAUCUUAGUCAAUCAUUAUCAUGCUUUUGAGGGUCAUAUUGACGUUCACCGUGCUCGUACACCUGCACAUAGAAACUGUAGAAACGACUUCUCCCUCUCAGUUUAUAGACGACAUCAAGGGUUAUAGGAGUGCUUGCAAAUCGAUAGGUUGGGAACCAAAAAAAGAUUGCACCGCAUACGAUGUUGUUGCUUUUCAUGCAAAUCUAAAAUCCCAUCUCACCAAUACACCAAUAAAUACAACAAUUAAGUUUGAAAAUGUUCGGUUGAACAACGGUGAAGGUUAUGACCAAGCCACAGGAAUGUUUACUGCGCCAGAAGAUGGAGUAUAUUCAUUUGCAUGGUCAUUUCUGUCGAAGAAAGGGGGUACAGUGUACAUUGCUGCUGUUGUGGACAAUGUUGAUCACGUAUAUACUUGCAUUCACAAUCAACAAAGUCAGUAUAUUAGUACUUCGGGUAAUCUUCUUUACGAACUAAACAAGGGCACAAGAGUAUGGAUUAGGACUUGGUACUCCCCUGCUACCUUUAUACAUGGCGGAUUUUACACGUACUUUUCAGGAAGCAAAAUAAGUUCUAUUUAAAGGAAUUGUACAUGAACAAAUAUUUGUUGCUAAAUAAAUUUUAAGAGCCCCUUGAAACUUAGGAAUGAGGUCUGUAACCUUUUUGUUUAUUUCGAUCAUGAUAUUUUAUCAAUUUAACACUCUCAGUGAAAGAUUUAUGGAGGUAAUCCAUGCAUCUGUUCCCUGACGUAGAUACGCCACAUUGCUGCUGAUGACUAGGUCAGGUUUAUACUGAGUUCAUAGAACUGUUUAUACCUGGUUGAUAAAACUUAUUCAGAAAAAUAAUGCAAUAAAGCAAAAUGUGUACUGUCAUGAGAAGACAAGAAUUCAGUAUAUUUAUAUUACAGAACCCUAGGUAACUAUAUACAAUUUGUGCAAAAAAAUGAAUUCAUAAUUUGUUACAAAUGAGACUAUCAGCAGAUGAUUGUAUGGUGAAUAAAUUGAUACAUGAAC
This is a messenger RNA of Magallana angulata, 1123 nucleotides long. RefSeq names its product complement C1q tumor necrosis factor-related protein 3-like. The transcript is spliced from 3 exons. The record is from RefSeq and is a predicted model, not a curated record. The coding region runs from base 134 to 691 and encodes 185 amino acids. Gene Ontology annotation, molecular function: protein binding. Lineage: Eukaryota; Metazoa; Mollusca; Bivalvia; Ostreida; Ostreidae.